CCUUCGCUGCUCCCGGCUGGCUGCCAUCCUCCAGGCGGCCGGGGGCGCCCUGCGGUCCUCCAGUGCCGGAGCUGGGCAGGCCUGGAGCCGCCCCGCCCACGGCCGAGGUUUCGGUUUCCCGUGGGAGCCCCGCCCAGUGCCCCGGGAGCCCGAGGCGGCGGAGAUGAAUGGCGGGUGCUGCGGCUGGAAACCUGACCCCUGGGGGGUCGGAGCUCGUCGAGGGAUGCCGCUGGCUAUGCCCGGAGCACGGCGACCGCGUGACCGAGCUCUUCUGUCGCAGCUGCCGCCGCUGCGUGUGCGCGCUUUGCCCAGUGCUGGGCGCGCACCGCGGCCACGCGGUGGACCUGGCGUUGGAGGCGGCGGUGCACGUGCAGAAACUCACCCAAGAAUGUUUAAAGCAGCUGGCAAUCAAGAAGCAGCAGCAUGUUGAUGACAUAACCCGGAUAGAAGAUGCCACUGAGAAGCUCAAGGCUCAUGCAGAGUCAAGUAAAACCUGGCUGAAGGGGAUAUUCACUGAACUCAGAUUACUACUUGAUGAAGAGGAAACAGCGGCCAAGAAAUUCAUUGAUAAAAACACACAGCUGGCCCUCCAGGGGUACAGGGAACAAGUUGACUCUUGCAAAGAGCAACUUGACGUCACGAACGAUCUCUCCACCAGGGUCUGGAGUAUCAGCCAGGAGCCUGAUCCUGUCCAGAGGCUUCAGGCAUACACGGCCGCCGAGCACGAGAUGCAGCAGCAGAUGAGCCUCGGGGAGCUGUGUCACCCUGUGCCCCUCUCCUUUGAGCCCAUCAGGAGCUACUAUAAAGGUCUCAUGGAAGCCAUGCAGAGUACACUACAGACGCCACUGGACAUUCGCCUUAAGGAAAACAUGAACUGCCAGCUCUCAGACCCUUCCAGCACCAAGCCAGGUACCUUGCUGAAAACCAGCCCCUCACCAGAGCGAUCUGUCUUCCUAAAAUGCCAUUUUCGCGCUUCUCCAUUUUGUGCUUUGCACGUGCAUGGGUGGAUUCCCGGGGACCGGCCGCCGCGCUGGCCCGGCUCAUCAGGCGCAUCCCGUGUUCCGCCCCCUGCAGACGCGCGCACGCCCACGCUGGAUCUGGACACGAUGCACGCGCGCCUGCGCAUGUCUGCAGACCGCCUGACCGUGCGCUGCGGCCUGCUGGGCAGCCUAGGGCCCGUGCCCGCGCUGCGGUUCGACGCGCUCUGGCAGGUGCUGGCUCGCGACGGCUUCGCCGCUGGCCGCCACUACUGGGAGGUGGACGUGCAGGAGGCUGGCGUCGGCUGGUGGGUGGGCGCGGCCUACGCCUCCCUGCGGCGCAGCGGGGCCUCGGCCGCCGCCCGCCUGGGCUGCAACCGCCAGUCCUGGUGCCUCAAGCGCUAUGACCUUGAGUACUGGGCCUUCCACGACGGCCAGCGCAGCCGCCUGCGGCCCCGCGAAGACCUCGACCGGCUCGGCGUCUUCCUGGACUACGAGGCCGGCGUCCUCGCCUUCUACGACGUGACGGGUGGCAUGAGCCACCUGCACACCUUCCGCGCUACCUUCCAGGAGCCGCUCUACCCGGCCCUGCGUCUCUGGGAGGGGGCCAUCAGCAUCCCGCGGCUGCCCUAGGGGCCAGGACCAGCGUGACAGCCUCCAGGUCUGUACCUAGAUCAGCGUGGCUGGUCCCCUUACUGCCUACUUCUCAGGGCCCUCUCCCUGCCCCAGCCCUCCCCAACCGGUCACACCCACAGUGCUUUGAAGGGAUCUUCUCCUAGGCUAGUUUGAAACAUGCCCCAAACAAGUCCGCUGCUGCCCUCUUAUCAGACCUCCGCACCCCCACCCACCAUCACUUACUCUGCUUUAGUCCACCUCCUUCAAAGUGACAUACCCACAGAUAAGCCCUCAGCAUCCGGAACACAUCAUCCACCACCUGGGAACUUUCUCCCUUGUACAGCACAGGAACCUGGCACAUAGUAGGCACACAGUAAAUAUCUGUGAAUGAAUGAGUCAUCCAGCACUGACUCUUCUGUCCCUUGAGGUCUCUUGGAUCUACCGCUUCCUCCUCACCUAUUUCAUCUUGUCCACAUCACACCUUUCUCCAGAACAACUGUGAGAGCUUCUUAGCAGUUCCUGGUCUGAACCCUCUCCCAGUCCUCAUCUUCACCCUAAAACCAGGGUGCUCUUCCUAAAAUUUCACUUGUCAGAACUACGAAGAGGCUUCCAGGAGUUUCCAUGGAAAAACAAAAAAAUUCAAGCACCUCACCUUAGCAUUUAAGGCCUGUCUAGUCUGCUCAAAAUUACUUAUCCUCACCUAGCUCCUACCACUGUUCUUAGAGGCUCUCCAGUCAGAAAUGUGUCACGUAGCUCCACCUCCACACCUCUCUACUGCCAGCAUUCAUGCAGGAAAAGUCUUCACCUGUCUUAGUCUUCGCCAGGCUUAUCUGUGCCAGGAAGUCUCCCCAAACCACCAGAAUCUCACUAUCAGAGCCACCUGGUACCUGUCUUUCCAAGUAGAUUGGAAGCUUUGGAAGAUUAGCUUUGUCCUAUACUCUCUCCACCCUGAAAAGUUCAGAAAGCCCCCUUCCCUCCCAAGCAGUGAAUAACAACCAGCAGGUGCCUAUUACUGAGUCACAGAACAGCUGAGCUGGGAGGGCCUCACAGGUCACCCAGCCAGUUCUCGUUGUAGAUUUGGGGAGUCUGAGGUCCUAAAAGAAAGCAGAACUGCAUAAAGUUACCCCGUGGUGCUGUAGGGAGGCCAGGCCUGUGCGCCAUCCACCCACCCCCAGGCAAGCAACUGACCUGUCCACUGGCCCAGCCCUUAGGCCCAGCUUUCAACCUGGGAGAUUUUCUCAGGAGAUGCCGGAAAGGAAUCAGCAGGUGACCGUUGCUAAGCAACCAAAGGGGGUGGUGUUUCCCAACUCUUGGGACAGAAAGGGGAAGAGCGCCUUAAAUCCAGAUGUUGCCAAGGAAACCAGAGCGCCCAGCUGUCUGGAAUGAAGUGACAGAAAUAGAGAACAGUAGGCCCUCACACGGAGGCCUGCUCCUCUAGCAGGGAGGGGGAGGCCUCUUCCCAGGGCCUGUGUCUCCAUUCUGAAGGUUCUGCAUCCUGUUUUGUCAAUUCCCUAGAUGGUUUUCAAGUUAACAUUCUGUUAAAGCAUCUUCGUAGGUGCUUGGUAGGAAGGCAAAGCCAAAUCCUUGUGGUAUAGUUUGAACCAUAUAAAACUGACAAUUUUCAACAGUUUUUGAGUUUAAAAUGGCACUUUGAUAUGGGGCAGUGUAGCAGAAUAAUACCAGACAGACAAAACCUCGCAAAUGCCUUAACUUCUAACCAAAGACUUUAAAACUCUGGUUGAACAAUCUUAAAGCACUAUGCUGCUGGAAUAAUGAGAAAAAGGGAAAUUAAUUCUACUAGGAAUGGCUCACACUGAAUUGUGACAGGCAGAGGACAUUCCUGACAGAGGGAAGAUGAAUACACUUGACUCCCACAUCUCUGUCCAUCCCUGAUGACCAAGACCUCUUCCCAGACCCACAGCUGCAGGGGCCAAGUAAUAACAGCUCUUACUAGUUUGUAAGGCACUGUUCUAACGCUUUACAACAAAACUCAUCUGAUCCUUUCAUUAUCCCUAGGGAGUAGAAAGUUAUCCCAAUUCUAUACAUGGCAAAAUGGAGACCCAGAGUCACUUGCCCAAGGGUCACACAGCUAGUGGUGGAGCUGGGGUCUGGGUCCAGGCCAUUGAGUUCCAGGUUUGUGCUCAUGGCCACCACAAGGCCCUACUGCUCAGGGUGAAUGCAGCUGGUCUCUGGCCAGUGCCUGGUGCUCUGGCCUCUCUCAUGGAGCUACUGCCCAUGAUGCUUUCCUUUUGCCUGGUUAGUCUGCGAGACUUGAGUCUACCUUUGGAUUGCCUUCCUUGGGGUCUGAGAUGAGGCCUUAUGCCCAGAGGGGAACUUAAGUUUGGGAUUCAUGUAGCACAGACAGAGCUAGGCUGUAAAGGUCACAGACUGGCUAUAUCAAGACCCAUGCUGCCCAGAAAGCUGCAGUUUUAGUCCCUAAUCAACUGUGUGACCAGGACUAGUCAUGUUUUACUUCUCUGUGCCAUCUAUAAAAUGGGGAUAAUGGCACUGACUACCAGUGUUGUGAGGCUCAAAUGAGCCAAAGGUUAUUGACUUGCCUUAAAAACUAUAGUGCUGUAUCAUUUUUGUCAGCAUUCCCAAGGGAGCUCGCACUAUACUGACAGUGCCAAGACUACUGGUAUUCCCAGCUGCCAUGUGGCAGGAGCAGGAGCUACUAGAAUAUGCUCAGCACAGGAAUGAGGCUUCCUUGGUUUCCAUGUCUUUCAGAGUACUAAUCACUUACCUUAUUCUCUUUGAGACUUGUAGACAUUUCUUUAUUGAUAUGUCAAAUUGCUUGCAGUUAUCUUUCAAUGACAGCAAUUCUCUAAUAUUUGGUUUAAUAAAAUGUGAAUAAUGUCCCUUUUAA
Cebus imitator (Panamanian white-faced capuchin) is the source of this 4458-nucleotide messenger RNA. RefSeq names its product tripartite motif containing 14 (gene TRIM14). Bases 168 to 1610 code for a protein of 480 amino acids. Gene Ontology annotation, biological process: innate immune response. Gene Ontology annotation, molecular function: protein binding; zinc ion binding. NCBI's taxonomy places the organism in Eukaryota, Metazoa, Chordata, Mammalia, Primates, Cebidae. The transcript has 6 exons. The record is from RefSeq and is a predicted model, not a curated record.